UGAAAGUUUUUGAAAUAAUUCGUUUUUAAUAUUUUUGAAAAAUUUCUUGUUUUUAACAAAACUUAACUUUCAACGUGUUUUUCAAAAUUUUAUUCGGGUAGUUUUUUUCAUCACAGAAGUUAUUGUUGAAAUAUGCCAUCUUUGCAACAGAUUAGACUAUCAAAUUCGAAAUCAGAUUGCAACAAAAUAUCGGACAGCGACGAAGAUUCUUGUACAGAAAUUCUUCAGCGCCAUUCAAUUAACUCAUUGUUAACGGACACAUCUGAAAUUAUGGCAUACAGAGGAACAAAUAGAAAUAUUAACAAACACGAAGAUUCUAUGAUGUCAAUAUCAGAAUUAUUGGGACUCAAUGCUCCAAGAGGGACUCUUCUUGGGAAUUCAUCGUAUCCGUUCAGUUCAUCACCAGUACAAGAAUUACUUUCACCUCCUGUAUCUAAUUAUCAGUAUGACGAGCCAAAUUAUGGCACACCAACAGGAUUGAAUGUUGAUUUGAAUCGUAUGAUACAACGAAGUUUGGAUAAUUCAUUUUGUAGCUCUACUCCACCAUCGCCGCAAUUCUUUCCAAAUCGAACAUUCCGUAACUCUUCAUACAGUGAAUGUAGUAGUGGUGGAAGUCCUACUAGCUUAGGAUUCGAACAACAUGCCGCAUUAUUAUUGGGUGCAGGUUCACGUUCAAAUUCUCCAGCUGAUUCUGACAUGUCUGGAGUUUCCAGUAUCGAUGGAAGUCUAAAAGAUCUUAUGACAAAUCUCACAUUAAACCAAGUUAUUAAUGGGAAUAAUGAUUAUUUACCAACUACGGAAUUGGAAAUGGCAAAUUUGCAAAAUUUACAAGCUCUUAAUGCUUUAAAAUUUUUACAACAACCUCCUGGUUCAAUGUUAAACUCUCUGCUACAUUAUCCUAAUUCAACUGGCUCGAACUUGUCCUGUUCUCCUGUGGCUUCCUCAUUAAAUUCGUCAAUUGGAUCGUUAUUACCGAGUACUCCAACAUCGCAAUUAGAAAGUGCAUCUCUGGAUCGAGCGGCACGUAUUCAUCGAAGCUCAGCUUCAAUGUUUGAUGCUACAUGUACUUGGAGUGGUGUUUUACCCCCACGCUCGCAGAAAAUCACCGGAUACUCUUCAAAGGUAUUUCUGGGUGGUGUUCCGUGGGAUAUAACCGAACAAUCAUUGAUUCAAACAUUUAAACAAUUCGGUAAUAUACGUGUUGAAUGGCCUGGUAAAGAUAAACAAGCAAGUCAACCAAAAGGAUACGUUUAUAUUAUCUUUGAAUCUGAAAAACAUAUUAAAGCAUUAUUACAAGCUUGUACUCAUGAUUACAAUAAUGGAUGGUACUUCAAAAUUUCAUCGAAACGCAUGAAAGCAAAAGAAGUACAAGUGAUUCCAUGGUUUUUGAAUGAUUCGAACUACGUGAAAUCUAGUUCACAAAAAUUAGACCCAACAAAAACUGUAUUUGUUGGUGCUUUACAUGGCAUGCUAAAUGCUGAAGGAUUGGCUAAAAUUAUGAACGAUUUGUUUGAUGGUGUUGUUUAUGCUGGAAUUGAUACUGACAAAUACAAAUAUCCUAUUGGAUCCGGUCGAGUUACUUUUAACAAUCCACGCUCCUAUAUGAAAGCCGUGUCUGCAGCAUUUAUUGAAAUAAAAACUAUUAAAUUUUCAAAAAAGGUACAAGUGGAUCCGUAUUUAGAAGAUUCUUUGUGUUCAGCUUGUUGCGUGCAACAAGGACCAUAUUUUUGUCGGGAAAUGUAUUGUUUCCGCUAUUUUUGUCGUUCAUGUUGGCAAUGGCAACAUUCACAAGAUUUACACAUGCGUAAUCAUAAACCAUUAACGCGUAAUUCAAAGAAUGCAAAUGUAAUGCAUAACAAUAACAACAAUGGAACCGGACCAAAACCGCUCCCAUCAAGCAGUUCUCCUCAUCCUUCGAACUCUAUUAACAACAAUUAAGGGAAAAUUUCCUUUAUAACAAAAUUGGUAACUAUUUUAAAUUACCAGAAAAUUGAUGUACCAGUUUUUUUACCGUAGACUCGGUAUUUAUUUAAAACUUACGUCAAUUCAAAGAAAAAAGACUUAGCACUUGUUUAAUUUUAGAAGUGCAAUUUAAGCUUAAUGAAAUUUAAGCUUCACUAAAUGAUCUACAUUAAUUAUUUUUAUAUUGAUGAAUUUCCCAAUAUUCAC
Chrysoperla carnea is the source of this 2169-nucleotide messenger RNA. It is a transcript of the gene orb, whose product is annotated as cytoplasmic polyadenylation element-binding protein 1. Gene Ontology annotation, molecular function: ribosome binding; mRNA regulatory element binding translation repressor activity; mRNA 3'-UTR binding. The record is from RefSeq and is a predicted model, not a curated record. The coding region runs from base 133 to 1938 and encodes 601 amino acids. Gene Ontology annotation, biological process: negative regulation of cytoplasmic translation. NCBI's taxonomy places the organism in Eukaryota, Metazoa, Arthropoda, Insecta, Neuroptera, Chrysopidae. The transcript is spliced from 10 exons. Gene Ontology annotation, cellular component: synapse; neuron projection; cytoplasm.